AUGGGGGACGAAGCUGCCGGAGGGGCUGCCUCCAUCGCGGCCAAUCGUGAGAUUUUGCCUGCCAACGUCAAGCCGGUCCAUUACGAUUUGACUCUAGAGCCCGACCUUGAGAAAUUCACUUACGAAGGAACAGUGGUCAUAGAUCUUGAUAUCGUCGAGGACAGCACGUCUAUUACCCUCAACUCUGUGGACCUUGACAUUCAUUCGACCACAAUCAUCCCGGAGAAUGGAAGCGAGUUUAAAGCGUCUUCCAUCUCGUUGGAUAGCGAUAAGCAGACCGCUACCGUCAAACUUGACCAGACAAUGCGUGCCGGAUCCAAAAUCAAGAUGACGCAAAAGUUCUCCGGGAAACUGACUGACCACAUGGCUGGUUUCUAUCGAUGUUCGUACAAGGAUGCCGCAGGCAAUACGAAAUAUAUUGCUUCCACGCAAAUGGAGCCCACGGAUGCUCGACGGGCUUUCCCGUGUUUUGAUGAGCCGGCGCUGAAAGCACACUUCACUGUUACGCUCGUUGCGGAGAAGAACCUAACUUGCCUAAGCAACAUGGACGUCGCUCACGAGAAAGAGGUUUUGAACGCCGAUGGCAAAUCGAAGCAGUCUGUGACAUUUUCCAAGUCACCGCUCAUGUCGACCUACCUGCUAGCUUUCAUCGUGGGUGAACUCAAAUACAUUGAAACCAAGGCCUUUAGGGUACCUAUCCGUGUUUAUGCAACUCCCGAUCAAGACAUUGAACAUGGCAGAUUCUCGCUAGAUCUAGCUGCGAGAACAUUGGAUUUCUACGAGAAAGCUUUCGAUAGUGAAUUCCCACUUCCCAAAAUGGACAUGGUCGCGGUCCCAGACUUUGCAGCUGGUGCAAUGGAGAACUGGGGUCUGAUAACCUACCGAAUUGUGGAUGUGCUGUAUGACCAGAAGACUGCCGGUGCCGCAACCAAGGAAAGAAUUGCUGAGACUGUCCAACACGAGCUUGCUCACCAAUGGUUUGGGAAUUUGGUGACCAUGGAUUUCUGGGACGGUUUAUGGCUCAAUGAAGGGUUUGCCACAUGGAUGUCUUGGUAUUCUUGCAACAAGUUCUAUCCUGAAUGGAAAGUAUGGCAGAGUUAUGUUGUGAACGAUCUUCAACAGGCUCUAUCACUUGACGCCCUGAGAAGCAGCCAUCCAAUCGAGGUUCCUGUGAAACGAGCAGAUGAAAUUAACCAGAUCUUUGAUGCUAUUUCUUACUCCAAGGGAUCUGCGGUUUUGCGUAUGGUUUCAAUGUAUAUGGGCGAAGAGAAAUUUCUGGAAGGCAUUCGGCUGUAUCUUAAGAGACAUGCAUAUGGGAACACAACCACGUCUGAUCUGUGGGCAGCAUUGAGCCAGGUGAGCGGAAAGCCCAUUGAGGCCGUGAUGGAGGUUUGGACAAAGAAGGUUGGAUACCCCGUCGUUACUGUGCAAGAAAAGCCAGACCAGAAGGUUAUUUCCAUUAAACAAAACCGCUUCCUUCGCACUGGGGAUGUGAAACCGGAAGAGGAUACGACAGUUUACCCUGUUGUUCUACGAUUGAAGAGCAAAAAGGACGUAGACGAAACUGUCAUGUUAACCGACCGCGAGCAAGACCUCAAAUUGCCAGAAUUGGACUUCUUCAAGCUCAAUGCCGAUCACUCAAGCCUUUUCAGGACCCGCUACAGUCCCGAGCGGCUUGAGAAAUUGGGCAGAGAUGCCAAAGCAGGCCUCUUAAGCGUUGAGGAUCGGGCCGGAAUGAUUGCUGAUGCAGGUGUUUUGGCCGCGUCCGGGUACCAAAAGACUUCGGGAAGUCUUUCUUUACUUCAAGGAUUCGAUAAUGAGCCGGAAUUUGUGGUGUGGAACGAGAUCCUAGGAAGACUGGGUGCUGUUCGCAGUGCGUGGAUUUUUGAGGAUGUCCAAGUUAGAGACGCACUGAAAACGUUACAGCGUAAACUCACCAGUUCGAAAUCUCAUGAACUUGGCUGGGAGUUCUCUGAGAACGAUGGACACGUUCUGCAGCAAUUCAAGGCUUUGAUGUUUGGAUCAGCGGGGGCCGCUGGAGACCAAAAGGUUCUUGAAGCCGUGAAGGAUAUGUUUAGCCGUUUUUCGUCUGGCGACUACUCGGCUAUCCACCCUAACCUCCGUGGGAGCGUGUUUGACCUUGUACUCCGCAACGGCGGAGAGAAGGAGUACAAUGUUAUUCUUGAUCGAUACCGAAAUGCCCCAACAUCGGCCGAGAAGAAUACCGCACUUCGCUCCCUGGGAAGUGCGCAGCAGCCGGAAUUGGUCCAGAGAACCCUUGACCUGUCGCUUUCGGACGAAGUGAAGGCACAGGAUAUCUACAUGCCACUGGCUGGGCUCCGGGUGCACCCCACGAGUAUCAUUGCGCGAUGGGAAUGGCUGAAGAAUAAUUGGGAAGCCGUGGUCAAGCGAUUGCCGCCUGCGUUCUCCAUGCUGGGUACUGUCGUGCAGCUCUGCACCGCAAGCCUGUCAACCGAGGAGCAACUGAAAGACGUGCAGGAGUUUUUCAAAGACAAGGACCAGAAGGGUUUCGACCGCUCGUUGGAGCAGAGUUUGGACUCCAUUCGGGCAAAGGCUGGUUGGCUCCGGCGCGAUAGGGACGAUGUUAAGUCGUGGCUCGAGUCUCACGGAUAUCUUGGAGAAUCAAAGCUCUAG
Messenger RNA from Uncinocarpus reesii 1704, 2655 nucleotides. RefSeq names its product aminopeptidase 2. Gene Ontology annotation, biological process: peptide catabolic process; proteolysis. The transcript has 3 exons. Gene Ontology annotation, molecular function: peptide binding; zinc ion binding; metalloaminopeptidase activity. The record is from RefSeq and is a predicted model, not a curated record. Gene Ontology annotation, cellular component: cytoplasm. NCBI's taxonomy places the organism in Eukaryota, Fungi, Ascomycota, Eurotiomycetes, Onygenales, Onygenaceae. Bases 1 to 2655 code for a protein of 884 amino acids.